GCUCUAAAAGAUAAAUUAGAUAAGCAAGAAAAAAGAAAUAUCCAGUUAGCCGAAGAAUUACGACAGGCCAAAGAAAGCAAUGAUUCGACCCAAAUUGCCAAAAUUACCGCCAUGAUGAAAGAUAAUGAUAAAAAUCAGCAAGCCACCCGUUUAGCCUUGAAAAAAAAUGAAGAGGAAGCCAAAAAGCAAGCCAAAUUAUUGGAGGAAUAUUUUAAAUCGGUGGAGCAAGAUAAACCUUGA
Molecule: messenger RNA, 240 nt
Organism: Racocetra persica
Lineage: Eukaryota; Fungi; Glomeromycota; Glomeromycetes; Diversisporales; Gigasporaceae
Source: the annotation of a GenBank genome assembly